Molecule: messenger RNA, 613 nt
Organism: Aphis gossypii (cotton aphid)
Lineage: Eukaryota; Metazoa; Arthropoda; Insecta; Hemiptera; Aphididae
Product: bombyxin B-12-like
Exons: 4
Coding region: 46-447 (133 amino acids)
Cellular component (GO): extracellular region
Molecular function (GO): hormone activity
Source: RefSeq, a predicted model, not a curated record
GUUAUUGUUUUGAACAAAGAUAUUUAAUCAUAAAGAAUAUAAACUAUGAUUUGGUAUAUGAAUGUCGUCAUUAUCUUAAUGACAUACAAUAUGAUGGUAGACUGCGCUCCAAGAACCCCUGAAAUUAUAGAAUGGAACGUCGAAAACCGCUUUUGUGGCUCAUCCAUUCCUAUUGUUAUGGGACUAAUUUGCAAACUCCCAGAGUCUAUUCCUGUACAAGUUGAAAAUACUACCAUUAAUCAAAGAAGUCGAGUAAGGCGUGGUAUUGUCGACGACUGCUGUAAGAGUCCUUGUACUCUAAUUUACAUGCAAUCAUAUUGUCACGAAGAACUAGUAAGAAUUAGCACAGAUCAACCAAUUAUCAGGUAUCAUAGAAGUCAAAACACAGCAAUAAUAAAAAAUCCAAAAGAAACAACUUCAACAACAGUAGAAGGUACUAAUAACUAAAAAAACUACAAAGACUCCAAGGUUUAAGAUCCCUUGUUGACAAAAGUACUGUACCAAUGUAUCAUUAAUGGUUUACUUUAUUUAAAUAAAUUAUUUUAACAAAAAAUACAUACAUUUUUGAAACAUUUUACUUCUAUAUUUUUCAAAAAUAAAUAUAUUUUGAAUA